GAACCUGCAGUAAUUUGACAUAUGACGUAACCUCAAAUUGUGUGAUUUAACAAGUCACACAUGUUGUUAAAUUAGUUCGAAGUGCGAUGUUACUGAAGACUCCAAAAUCUGGAUUUCGUAGAUGGUUAAAACGUGGGGCAAUUUUCAUGUUUAUUGGUGAAGGCAUUGCUUUUGCUAUUAGUUACGGAGUUUGGUACAGUGUGAACACCAAGAGAGAAUAUCGUAAAUAUCUCCACGACAAUUAUCCCUCUAUCUUGGAAUAUUAUUACAAAAUUGGUGAAACAAUCAAUUCUGACAACAAAAUUCGCCAGAUUGAUUACGCUUAUUGGGAGAGUGAGAAACAUUGAUGGCAGAGCGAAUAAUUAAGUCGAUUUUUUGGCUAGUCGCUGGUACAGGUUUAGGGUAUGGGUUGCUCAUAACAGUGCCACCAAAAGAAGAAAAUUUGAAAACGAAAUUGCCAGGUUUGGAGUCUCCUACUGAAUCACUAACUAAGAAACAACAGUUUUCCACCAUUCUACAGUCUGCUUCCAGCUCAUCCCAGCCCUUAUACCGCUUGAAUAAAGACGGCAUUGAUAAAGAAAUUCGCAAAUAGUG
Messenger RNA from Tribolium madens (black flour beetle), 594 nucleotides. RefSeq lists its product as uncharacterized. The transcript has 3 exons. The record is from RefSeq and is a predicted model, not a curated record. Lineage: Eukaryota; Metazoa; Arthropoda; Insecta; Coleoptera; Tenebrionidae. The coding region runs from base 87 to 347 and encodes 86 amino acids.